AUGGCACUGGCCAAGGAUGCGGACCUGCUUACCAACAUGCCAGUUCUGAACUCCAUCACCUCCUGGGGGUCGUUCUGGAACUUCUGCUCCAGCUCUGUGCUGCUGUUGUACCAGAGCCACUCGGUGGUGAGUAGGAAGGUGGGCUGGAGGACUGAGGAGAUGGAGGAGAGACGCCUGACCUUCUGGAGUCCACGCGUCAUGGUGUCAAAGCACACCGCUUCUACAUCCACCGUGCUGCAGGAAACAUCACACACCUUUGACCCUCAGUAUAGGAGGCACGAGACCGCCACACCACAAAGGAUCAAAAUAGUUUUUCAUCAAUUGGGGAGCAAGCCCGGAAGGCCGCGAUCCGGACAACUCAACUUGGCGAGCCGGCACAGUCCGCCGCCCGGCCCACCGGCCGCAUGGAGGAGGACCCCGCCCGGCUGCCCUCCCACCUGCGUGUGCUUCGACUACACCAACAACGGAUGCCAGGAGGGCUGCAUUAGGAUCCACAUCUGUGAGCGAUACCUGCGUCGUAACUGCUGCGGCUCGCGGGCCCACGAUUUCUACGAGCCGCAGCCUUUUGAGAUGCUGCAGAAGAGCCGCAUCCCCAACGACCUCAUGGCGGCCAUGGAGUCGAUGUACAUCAACAAGGAGGUCCUGGAGGCCAAGGCCAAGCAGGCCGGACAGGCCAAUCAGGUCCCUGCUGCUGGUGCUGGUGCUACUAAUAAAACCGAGAUUUGUCUGCUCUUCCUCGAAGGCAACUGUAUCCAACCCGUAGAAAAGUGUUUCGGAGCUCAUUACAAGCUGCCUUACAGAUGGGAAGUUCUGGAGGGCCAUCAGUGGACGCUGCUGGACAGCUCAGAGAAGAUAGAAGAGGAUUACUGUGACCCCAAAAUAACAUACAGCAUGGUGGAUGGAGGAGCGGUGUGGUUUGAGACAAUGACGCGUGGAUUCCAGAAGGUCAGGCGUCUCUCCUCCAUCUCCUCAGUCCUCCAGCCCACCUCCAUACUCAGCACCGAGUGGCUCUGGUACUGGGAGGAAGAGGAUGGGAACUGGAACCAGUACGAUUCACCGACCAACAGAGCACUUGAGCAGAAGUUCCAGAACAACCCCCAGGAGGUGUUGGAGUUCACCGCAGGGUCCCAUGCCUACACACUCAGCCUCCAGGACAUGAUUCAGACCAAUAAGAGUUACAGCACCAAGAGGCUGGUGAGGCGACGGCCUCGGUUCCUGUCCUCCGCCGUCGUGCAGCUCAUCAGAGCUGGUGCUACUGGUGGUGCUGGUAGUAGUGCUGGUGUUGUUGCUACUGGAGGUGGUGAAAGGAGAAGCCCGCCCCAAGAUAAAAUCGAGAUUUGCUUGUUUUUCCUCGAAGGCAACUGUAUCGACCCCAUAGAAAAGUGUUUCGGAGCCCAUUACAGUCUGCCUUACAGCUGGGAAGUUCUGGAGGGCCAUCAGUGGACGCUGCUGGACAGCUCAGAGAAGAUAGAAGAGGAUUACUGUAACCCCAAAAUAACAUACAGCACGGUGGAUGUAAAAGCGGUGUGCUUUGACACCAUGACGUGUGGACUCCAGAAGGUCAGGCGUCUCUCCUCAAUCUCCUCGGUCCUCCAGCCCAACUUCCUACUCACCACCGAGUGGCUCUGGUACUGGGAGGAUGAGCAUGGGAACUGGAACCAGUACGAUUCACCACCCAACAGCAGCACAGAGCUGGAGCAGAAGUUCCAGAACGACCCCCAGGAGGUGGUGGAGUUCACCGCAGGGUCCCAGACCUACACACUCAGCCUCCAGGACAUGACUCAGACCAAUAAGAAAUACGGCACCCAGAGGCAGGUGAGGCGACGGCCUCGCUUCCGGUCCUCCGCGGACGUGCAAGACGACAGGACAAGUAAAAGGCCUCCAAAUGGUCCAUCAAAUGUCCAAGCUUUACCCAGACGCUGGGACAAGUCCCAGGUUCCUGAGAUUGGACACAAGAAAGUACUGCUGCGAGAUUCGUCCAAAGAAUACAAGAAGGUGGAGACGCUGUUUCGUCAGACGAUGACCGCCUUUGACAUUGUGAAGAUCGAGAGGAUUCAGAACAAGAGUCUCUGGGACCAAUAUCAGUUGCAAAGGGAACAAAUGAAGACGAGGAACGGCGGGCAUUCCGUGGUCGAGAGGAAGCUGUUCCACGGCACAGACUCCAAGUUCAUCGACCCCAUCUGCUGCUCGAACUUUGACUGGAGGAUCUGCGGAACCCACGGGACCAUCUUGGGCAAGGGCAGUUACUUCGCCCGGGACGCCAGCUACUCCCACACAUACACCAGCUACGCCGCGACGGUCCGCUCCAUGUUCGUGUCCCGGGUGCUGGUGGGCCACCACACCUGGGGCUCGGCCGGCUACGUGCGCCCGCCCUCCAAGGACGGCGGGGACACCCUCUUCUAUGACAGCUGCGUCAACGACAUCCACUCGCCCUCCAUCUUUGUCGUCUUCGACCGGCCUCAGAUCUACCCGGAGUUCCUGCUCACGUACAAGGCGAAGGCUGCGGUCGUGGCGAAGGCUGCGGCCGCCGCCCCGGUGGGGAAACCCAGGCCUGUGGUAAUACCCACACCUGCUGUGAUACCCACGCCUGUGGUGAAACCCACGCCUGUGCCCAGAACCACGCCCGCGCAGCAGUUCCCUGGUGCUUCCACGUACCUGAAAAACGUCUCUCAGCCACAUAUCUACCGCCCCCUCACAACAGCCCUACCCGUCCCCCCUACCCCGCCUGCAAGCCACUGUCCCCCGCCAUCGAGCUCCUGCCCUCAGACCCACCAGGGGUUCAAGGGCAUAUCCAAGAGAAUGCGAGAGAAGGCGUCAGGCAUGGACUGGUACAGUGUCCCGGGUGCCGCGCCGGAGGUGAAGCGCCAGCGCCUGUGACCUGAGCCACGCCCGCACAGCGGUUCCCUGGUGCUUCCACGUACUUGAAAAAUGUCCCUUUGCCACAGCCCUACCGUCCGCUCACAACAGCCCCCCCCCUCACCCCGC
Messenger RNA from Gadus chalcogrammus (walleye pollock), 2985 nucleotides. RefSeq lists its product as uncharacterized. Lineage: Eukaryota; Metazoa; Chordata; Actinopteri; Gadiformes; Gadidae. The record is from RefSeq and is a predicted model, not a curated record. The transcript has 21 exons. The coding region runs from base 1 to 2877 and encodes 958 amino acids. Gene Ontology annotation, molecular function: NAD+ poly-ADP-ribosyltransferase activity; zinc ion binding.